Molecule: messenger RNA, 1215 nt
Organism: Branchiostoma floridae (Florida lancelet)
Lineage: Eukaryota; Metazoa; Chordata; Leptocardii; Amphioxiformes; Branchiostomatidae
Product: alpha-amylase 1-like
Exons: 6
Coding region: 1-1215 (404 amino acids)
Biological process (GO): carbohydrate metabolic process
Molecular function (GO): cation binding; alpha-amylase activity
Source: RefSeq, a predicted model, not a curated record
AUGUCUAUAAUAAUCCUGUUCCUUGCGGGGCUGAGCGGCACUCUGGCCCAACAUGCCCCGAACACGGCUGACAACAAACAGGCCAUCGUGCACCUGUUUGAGUGGAGAUGGGCUGACAUCGCCGCGGAGUGUGAGACGUUUCUGGGACCCUACGGCUUCGGAGGUGUACAGGUGUCGCCACCGAACGAGAACCGUGUGCGGACCAGUCCAAACCGCCCCUGGUGGGAGCGCUACCAGCCAAUCAGCUAUCACCUCAACACCCGCAGUGGCAACGAUGAGGACUUCAAGGACAUGGUUCACCGCUGUAACCAGCAGGGAGUCAGGAUCUACGUGGAUGUCGUCAUCAACCACAUGUGCGGUGAUGGCGGCUCAGGAAACGGCACGGGCGGGAGCCACUUCAAUACCGAAAGCCUGGAUUUCCCGGGCGUCCCCUUCGGACCCAAUGACUUCAACAACUGCAGUACGUGCGGUACCAGCGACUGUGAAGUCCACAACUAUGGGGACCAUAAUCAGGUACGUAACUGCCGACUGGUCGGCCUGUUGGACUUGAAGCUCAGUAGUGACUACGUCCGUGGGAAGAUCGCGGACUACUUGAACUACCUUAUCUCCAUCGGAGUUGCCGGCUUCCGUGUCGAUGCCGCCAAACACAUGUGGCCGGGAGACUUGUCCGCCAUCUUCGGCCGGCUCAGCGACCUCAACACCGCCUACUUCCCGUCAGGCUCCCGGCCCUUCAUCGCUAUGGAGGUCAUCGACCUUGGUGGAGAGGCAAUUUCGGCAUCAGAGUACACCCAUCUAGGGAGGAUCACAGAGUUCAAGUACGGCAUGCAGCUCGGACACAUCUUCAGAAAGCAGUACGGUCAGAAGCUGGUAUAUCUGGACAGCUUCGGCGAAGGCUGGGGCAUGCUGUCUGACAACAACGCUCUGGUGUUCGUGGACAACCACGACAACCAAAGGGGCCACGGGGGUGGCGGAAAGUCCAUCCUCACCUUCAGAGACAGUAGGCUGUAUAAGAUGGCCAAUGCUUUCAUGCUGGCGUUCCCGUACGGCUUCGUUAGAAUGAUGAGUAGCUACUACUGGGACCAGUGGUGGGAAGGCGGGAAGGACAAGAACGACUGGAUCGGACCGCCAGCCGAUCGUAGUGGCAACACUAUGGGGGUGUCAAUCAACAAUAAGGGCAACUGCCGCAACGGAUGGGUGAAUCAUGUUGUUUUUUAA